AUGCCUCCUGGAGGAGGUCCUGUAGUGACGCCUCCUGGAGGAGGUCCUGUACUGAUGCCUCCUGGAGGAGGUCCUGUACUGAUGCCUCCUGGAGGAGGUCCUCUAGUGACGCCUCCUGGAGGAGGUCCUCUAGUGACGCCUCCUGGAGGAGGUCCUGUAGUGACGCCUCCUGGAGGAGGUCCUCUAGUGACGCCUCCUGGAGGAGGUCCUGUACUGACACCUCCUGGAGGAGGUCCUGUACUGACACCUCCUGGAGGAGGAGGUCCUGUACUGACGCCUCCUGGAGGAGGAGGUCCUGUACUGACGCCUCCUAGAGGAGGAGGAGGUCCUGUACUGACGCCUCCUGGAGGAGGAGGAGGUCCUGUACUGACGCCUCCUGGAGGAGGAGGAGGUAAUGGCUUCGCUCUUUUGCCUUUCCCCGUUAGCCCCGCCUCCCCCACAAGCGUCUCAAACUGUGAACGAGGUAAAGAAGACGGAAAGUCGUGUCAAAAAGUCACUGUGCGUAUGACGAUCAGGAAAAACAGCUGCCGAAGCAACCGGCCGGUGAACGUGGUGUCAUGUGACGGGAAGUGUCCUUCAGCGAGCAUCUACAACUACAACAUCAACACAUACGCACGAUUCUGCAAGUGCUGCCGCGAGACCGGGCUACAGAAGAGAACGGUGCAACUCUACUGCAGCAACAACGCCACCUGGGUGAACUACGACAUCCAGGAGCCCACGGACUGCUCCUGCCUACUACACCCUCUGAGACUACAACCUCUGAGACUACACCCUCUGAGACUACACCCUCUGAGACUACACCCUCUGAGACUACACCCUCUGAGACUACACCCUCUGAGACUACAACCUCUGAGACUACAACCUCUGAGACUACAACCUCUGAGACUACAACCUCUGAGACUACACCCUCUGAAGACUACACCCUCUGAGACUACAACCUCUGAGACUACAACCUCUGAGACUACAACCUCUGAGACUACACCCUCUGAGACUACACCCUCUGAGACUACAACCUCUGAGACUACACAGAGACUACACCCUCUGAGACUACACCCUCUGAGACUACACCCUCUGAGACUACACCCUCUGAGACUACAACCUCUGAGACUACAACCUCUGAGACUACACCCUCUGAGACUACACCCUCUGAGACUACAACCUCUGAGACUACACAGAGACUACACCCUCUGA
Messenger RNA from Knipowitschia caucasica, 1191 nucleotides. NCBI's taxonomy places the organism in Eukaryota, Metazoa, Chordata, Actinopteri, Gobiiformes, Gobiidae. The record is from the annotation of a GenBank genome assembly.